Molecule: messenger RNA, 4305 nt
Organism: Anolis carolinensis (green anole)
Lineage: Eukaryota; Metazoa; Chordata; Lepidosauria; Squamata; Anolidae
Gene: fuca2
Product: alpha-L-fucosidase 2
Exons: 7
Coding region: 1-1422 (473 amino acids)
Biological process (GO): glycoside catabolic process; fucose metabolic process
Cellular component (GO): lysosome
Molecular function (GO): alpha-L-fucosidase activity
Source: RefSeq, a predicted model, not a curated record
AUGCCUGGCCUUCGCGGGGCGGCGGCGGGGGGCUCUCCGCUGGGGCUCCUCUCCUGCUUCUGCUUCUGCUUCUUCCUCCUCCUCCUCCUCCUGCUGCCGGGACCCUCCUCCGCCCGCUAUGAGCCCACCUGGGAGUCGCUGGACUCGCGCCCGCUCCCAGCCUGGUUCGACGGCGCCAAGCUGGGCAUCUUCAUCCACUGGGGCCUCUUCUCCGUGCCCAGCUUCGGGAGCGAGUGGUUUUGGUGGUAUUGGCAGAAAGAAAAGAGAGACGCCUAUGUAACAUUCAUGAAGAAAAACUACCCUCCUGGAUUCACAUACGAGGAUUUUGGCCCUUUAUUUACAGCUGAGUUUUUUGAUGCCAACCAAUGGGCAGAUAUUUUUAGUGCUUCUGGUGCCAAAUACAUUGUUUUGACUUCAAAACACCAUGAAGGUUUUACUUUGUGGGGAUCGAAAUAUUCAUGGGCUUGGAAUUCUGUUGAUGUUGGACCAAGACGUGACAUUGUGGCUGAGUUAGCCUCAUCCAUUAGAAACAGGACUACCUUACACUUUGGGCUAUAUCACUCCCUGUUUGAAUGGUUCAAUCCUCUCUUUCUUGACGAUGCUGCCAGCAUGUUCAUGAAAAAUCAGUUUCCAUAUCACAAGACCCUCCCGGAGUUGUAUGAAAUUGUGAACAAGUACCACCCAGAGAUCCUGUGGUCAGAUGGAGAUGGGGAUGCUCCAGACACCUAUUGGAACAGCACUGGCUUCCUAGCAUGGCUUUAUAAUGACAGCCCUGUUCGGGACAAAAUUGUUACAAAUGAUCGCUGGGGAGCUGGCACUAUUUGUAAACAUGGAGGAUAUUAUACUUGCGCUGAUCGAUACAAUCCAGGACACCUUUUGUCUCAUAAAUGGGAAAACUGCAUGACAAUUGACAAACAGUCAUGGGGAUACCGUAGGAAUGCACAGUUUAGUGAUUACCUGACGAUUGAAGAGCUCAUUAAGGAACUUGUGGAAACAGUAUCGUGCGGGGGAAAUCUCUUGGUGAAUGUUGGGCCUACUCACGAUGGUCGUAUUCCUGUCAUUUUUGAAGAGCGUCUGAGACAGAUGGGGACCUGGUUGGCAAUAAAUGAGGACGGCAUUUUCAACACUAAACCUUGGAGAGCCCAGAAUGAUAGUUGUACUCAUGGAAUAUGGUACACUUUCAAACCAAAUGAAGAUAUUGUAUAUGCCAUUUUCUUUAACUGGCCAACUUCAGGAACUCUAAUGCUUGGUGAACCAAGGGGUGUUCUUGGGAAGACAAAGGUGGCACUGCUAGGAUAUGCAGAAUCAUUGCCAUGGUUUCCUUUGGAGAAAAAGGGAAUAAUAGUGGCUAUAUCUCAGUUAUCAUUUAAUAAGUUUCCACAUCGGUGGGGCUGGACUCUAGCAAUAACUCAUGCUUCUUAGUCAAGAACAGACUUCGAUCUAUCAGACUUUUUUGUGGAUAAUCAAUCCCACAACACUAUUAUGUGUGUUUGUAUGUGUGUGUGUGUGGCGGGGUGUAGGAUCAAGAUAAUUAAUCUGAAAUAGAAAAGAUGUAAUGCAUUGACCUUGGUCCAUAGUCAACCUUUCCAAACACAUUUCAAAGUAAACCCCGAUGACUUACUUACAGCACAUAUCAAGAAUGGCCAGGUUAUGAAAUUACAUAAAACAAUGGUGUGCUUGAAUUUUAGAGGUUCACAAAAGAAGUAGAGAAAGUCAAUUUUUCAUAAUGUUGGGAUUGCUGCAGAAUUUUGGACAAAAGCAUUUGGAUACAAUUUCUCACCUAUUGUGUGUCAAAAUAAACUUGGUGCGCUUAAUUCUUUGUAUGUCGAUGUGUAGGUUUUAGUUCCUAAAAAAAUCCAAGCCCUCAUAGAAUCCUGUUAUUGUCUACACAGAAGCUAAAAGUUUCAUGAGGUUCAGUGGAAUUUGCUCCUGUGUCUGUGAUUGCAGCCUUAAUCUUGUAAAAAAAAAAAAGGAAUGAGAUUUUAUCAUACCUAAUUCCCUUCAUCAAUUGAAAUGAAAGCUAUUGAACCAUAGCGGUAGAGGGAUCCAUAGGGGAUCAUGUAGCCCAGCUCCUGUCAGAAUACACAACCAAAGUACACAAACUGUAUAUGAAAACUUCAGAGGGUAGGUUCACCAUUCUCCCAAGCAGUCUAGUCCAUUAUGGAGCAGCACUUGCCAGGUUUGUCUAAAAUUCAGUUUGGGAGUAGGUAAGUUGUAUCUGCUAGUCAGUAUUUUAGUUCCUGGAGCAGCAGAAAACAGGACCAGUCCAGCUUCUAAAGAAACCUCUUCAAAUAUUAAAGAUAGCAUAUCACAUUUUUUCUCCAAGCUAUACAUUUCCAACUCCUCAUAUGGCUUGGUUUCAGAUAUUGUACCAUGCUACUCCUCCAUCUCUGGACAUAUUUCAGUUUGUCAAUAUCCUAACUUGAAUUAUGGUGUCCAGAAAUAGAUAGUAUUUUAGAUAAGAUCUGAUGAAAGCUGAACAGAGUGGGAUUAUGACUUCCCUCAAUCUAGACUCUGUACUCUCAAUGCUGUCUAGAAUUGCAUUGGCUUUUAAAACUAUUCAAUCACACUCGACUCAUGAUUAGCUUGUGUUAAGACUGGCAAUGCUUUUUACAUGUAUGGCUGUCAAGCCAAGUGUUACCAAUCCUGUUUUUGUGCAUUUCAGUUCUGUUGAGGUUAUUUAACACAUUAGUUCCUCUUAAUUUGGUAUUAUCUGCAAACAUAAAUAUGUGCUUUAUCACAUCAAACAGAAUUUACCAGUUCCAUAGCAGUCACUUUUCUCCAGGAUGAAGAGGAUAGAAAUGCUUUCAGUUCACUUUGUUAACCAAUUAUAAUUAUCCUAAGAGGAGCAGGUUCUAGCCCAUGUUUUAUAAGUUUGUCAGCAAGAAUAUCUAGGGGACUGAAUUAGAACUAUAUUGGAAGGUCAGUGGAAUAAGCACUGUGUAUAAGGUCUAACUGUGGCAACUACUGUACACAAGUUACAAUUUCUUUGUAUGUGCUAAUUGCUGUAGCACUGGAUUUUCAAGUAAGAGUUUCAAUAUAUCUUUUGUACAGCUCAUUUGGGUUGUGAUUUUUUCAAGACUUUUUAUAAUGUUGAUGAUUUUGUUCAUGUAUUUUCUUAAACCGGAGUAAGAACAAUUGAGCACUGGAACUGUGCCCUCAAAACUGAAAUGUCCUUCUGUGAAGAAAUAUGGUACAUCAAAGCAAAGCUAAAAAUAAUUUAAACACUUCUUUUUGGAAUUUUGAAAUGGCCUGUAUUUCUUUUCUUACAAAAAUGAAACACUAUUUUCCCAUUGCAAAAAAACAAAACAAAAAAACAAACAAACCAUAAACAGGAACUAUGGCAUUAUUUGGGAUGUUUACUGUUUACACACACACACACACUUUUAAAAAUAGUUUAUUUUUAUUUAAAUGUUUAAUUGGGUUCCAAUCAAUACAAGUUAAAAAUAUUUACAAAAAUGAAUGUGUACAGCAGUAGCUGUUUGUAAACAGCAUAGACAUAUUUUCUAGAAACAUUCGCCCAAUUCUGCAACAGAAGAACAUUAUUGAGCAUUGCACUAGUCAAACAGGUCUUUAGUUUAUGUGUUCAGCUCUAGAGGCUCCAAUCUAGAGAGUUUAAAGCAUAGAAAGCAGUAUGUUCCUCAAAAACACUUUCUAUAUUCAGUUGGCCAGGAGAACUGAAGGAGGUGAGAUAGUAGGUGACCAAAAGAACUGACUGCAAACUGCUCGCUUUCUUUUAAUAUAAUAGAAAAUGAGCAUUUGAUUUUUCACAGCUUGAGUAGCUGUAGAAAGAACAUACAGGCCAAAUUAUGUGUUGAACAACUGAUGUUUAUUACGAAAGUAAACUUAAAUGUUGCUCCUGCCAAUGGUUCCAAGCUCUUUUGCUUGAAUACUGUUUCAUCCAAUGCAAAUCCUGCUGUGUUCUGUUACUGCUGAUUUUUUAAUGGAAGAUUGUUUCAUAGGCCAUGCAGUUCUUAUAUCAGGGAAAUACUAGCAAAACAUCACCUCUUUUCUUCCUCACCCACCCUCUCUAUUGAAGAAUAGAAGCCUGACUUUGUUGUCUUGUUUUUUAAAGAUAUAUAUCCAGCAAGUUGUUCAAUAGCCAAGAGUACCUCCAUAUAAAGGCAUUGAAAUUAUUUUUUCCAAUAAAAUUUUACCUGUCAGUUGUAAUUUUUAUCAAUAUACAAUGUAGAAUUUGCAUUUCUUUAGAAUGUUUUUGUUGGCCUAAUAAUCCUACAUUUUUUUGAUAAAGAGAUUUUUUAAAUAAAGUAUUCACAGUGAUUAAGCACUACUAUUUGUAUCACA